This is a messenger RNA of Rotaria sp. Silwood1, 864 nucleotides long. Lineage: Eukaryota; Metazoa; Rotifera; Eurotatoria; Philodinida; Philodinidae. The record is from the annotation of a GenBank genome assembly.
AUGCGGCAAAUACUUGAACAAGCUGGAACAGAAGGUGUCACCAUGAAUUAUCGUCUUGGAGAUUUAUGGUACUCAGGUCGUGGAAAUAACGAUGAUGUAAAGCUAUUAGCUCUCAUGUACGCAGACGACAUUGCUGUUAUGUGGCAAAGUACUCAAGAUCUAGAAAAAUUUAUAAAAGCAUUCGAAAAAUUCACACAAGAUUUUGGUCUUACUAUGAAUAUCAAAAAGACAUGCUUUAUGUCUCUAAGACAAUUUCAAAAGUCAACAUGUAACUCUAAAGAUAGAACAGAGAUAGAUGAUGGACCAUUGGACAUCACUAUACGCAAUCAAAAAAUAGAAAAAACAGAAGAGUUCAACUAUCUUGGAUGCUAUGUAUCAAAAGAUCAAACACAACAUAAAGACAUUGAAACGCGCGUAAGCAAAGCAUCCAGUGCAUUCAAUAGUCUCCGACGAAUUGUGUGGUAUCGAAAAUGUAUAUCGACUCAGGCAAAAAUAAGAAUAUUCAGAGCAUCAGUACUCCCAGUACUUUUGUACGGAAGUGAAUUAUGGUCUUUGACGAUUGCCGAAGAGCAACGCUUAAAAGCAUUCUAUAUGAAAUGUCUAAGGGUAAUAAUUGGAGUGUCUAUUGGCGAUCGAAUGAAGAAUGAUCUUGUACUUCAGUUAACGGGACAACCAGCACUUGAAAACAUCUUGAGAAGGAACAGACUACGCUGGUUUGGUCACGUUAAUCGUAUGGAUAACGAUCAAAACGGUCCGAUGUUAACAAAGAAGACCCUCUUCGCUUCAUUCAAAGAUGUAAAGAGACCUCCUCACGGUAUCAAAUUACGGUGGAAAGAUAAAAUCAUGAAGGAUAUCACCGUAUCC